AUGGCCCAAGCCGGAACAGACUGCGAAGUGCCGGAGCUCAUUGUCGACGCUCAUGUGAAGUACGUCCAAAGCUUGGAUACGAGGAAAGAUGAGCUGGACUACUGGCUUACCGAGCACCUGCGACUCAACGGCCUGUAUUGGGGAUUAAAUGCUCUCUAUCUGCUUCGUCGGCCGGAUGCUCUUCCACGACAAGAUGUCAUCGAUUUUAUUCUCUCCUGUCAGCAUGAAAACGGUGGAUUUGGUGCAGCGCCAGGUCACGACGCCCAUAUGCUUUCCACAGUAAGUGCUGUGCAGAUCCUCGCCAUGACGGAUGCUUUCGACCAGCUGGAAACCAAAGGCAAAGGCAAAGGCAAAGAACAGGUCGGCAAGUUCAUAGCAGGGCUGCAGAACCAGGAAACCGGCACCUUUGCUGGAGAUGAAUGGGGCGAAGAGGAUACCCGCUUCCUGUACGGUGCUUUCAAUGCCCUGUCACUGCUCGACCUCUUGUCUCUGAUAGACGUUGAUGGAGCUGUCUCUCACAUCACUGCCUGUGCCAACUUUGAUGGUGGUUAUGGAACUGGUCCCGGUGCGGAGUCGCAUUCAGGCCAAAUCUUCACCUGUGUCGCAGCGCUUGCAAUUGUCGGGCGCCUGGAUCUUGUGGACAAAGAGAAACUCGGCCGAUGGCUGAGCGAGAGACAAGUCCCUUGCGGCGGCCUUAACGGUCGACCUGAAAAAGACGAGGAUGUUUGCUACAGCUGGUGGGUGUUGAGUAGCCUUGCCAUAAUUGAGCGUACCCACUGGAUCGAUCGCGAUGCAUUGAUCGCCUUCAUUCUGAAAUGUCAAGACACUCAGAUGGGUGGUAUUUCCGAUCGACCUGGCAACAUGGUCGAUGUUUGGCAUACCCAGUUCGGUUUGUGCGGCUUGAGCCUUUUGGGCUAUCCGGAUCUCGAGGCAGUCGAUCCAGUAACCGGUAUCGAAGGAAUGUACUUGCCUGCCGAAGUAUGCUGUCCUGAGGCCCCUGAGGUUGUCGGUGGUGCCUGCCUGAUCCUGCUGGUUCCUUCCUCCUGGACGUCAGGUCUGGUACGCAGCCCCUCUUUCUUCCCUCAUUUUUCUGAUCUACCCCAGACUUUGGGUCUUUCCAUCCAUCUUGAAUUCCUCUCCACCUCUGACGAAAUUGUUCAAGGAUAUCAUCCUAUCCGCAUCCAGCGACUGUUCCUUCUACGAACAUCCUUUUAG
Messenger RNA from Fusarium poae, 1215 nucleotides. RefSeq lists its product as uncharacterized. The record is from RefSeq and is a predicted model, not a curated record. Lineage: Eukaryota; Fungi; Ascomycota; Sordariomycetes; Hypocreales; Nectriaceae. Bases 1 to 1215 code for a protein of 404 amino acids. The transcript is spliced from 3 exons. Gene Ontology annotation, cellular component: Rab-protein geranylgeranyltransferase complex. Gene Ontology annotation, biological process: protein geranylgeranylation. Gene Ontology annotation, molecular function: Rab geranylgeranyltransferase activity.